AUGGCUCACUUCAUGGACCUCAACACUUUACUACCGUCGAUAUCUAAACCACGUGAGACUUGGAAGAUCGUAAAACCGAGCGGGUUUGUUUGCAGGAAAACCAGAGAUUUUCAAGAGACUGAUUCAGUGGUACAGCUUCCAAGACGGAUGAUGACAGGCUGUCUCCAUAGCUCUCACUGGAACUUUUGGCGAAAAUGGUGUUUCCUUGGCACAAGAAAACAAUGGGUUUUGGAUCGAUGGUCCUCUUCCAACUCCUCCUAUUUACAACAGUUAAGCAAUAACCUCUUAUCAAACUCUUGA
Molecule: messenger RNA, 300 nt
Organism: Eruca vesicaria subsp. sativa (arugula)
Lineage: Eukaryota; Viridiplantae; Streptophyta; Magnoliopsida; Brassicales; Brassicaceae
Source: the annotation of a GenBank genome assembly